CGGUUGAUAGAUGUUGGUAAAAUCUCCAAGAUCCGGCUGCUGCAUAACAAUACAAAUCCUGAUCCAAGAUGGAGAGUUGAUUAUCUAACAAUGGAAGACAAACAUACAGGAGAGAAAUUAGAAUUUAAUUUUGAUUGUUGGAUUGGUGUCAAUGAUGGCGAUGGAACUGCAUGUAAAGAAGCCCCUGCUUUGAGAGAAAAUGAUGAACCAUUGAACGUUCAUGAAUAUGUGCUUGAAGUAUACACUGGUGAAAAGGAUGAGAGUGGUACUGAUGCUGAUGUGUUUGUUAUCAUUGGAGGAUCUAAAGGUGACACAGGAAGACGUGAUUUGAGGAAACCUACUACAGAAAAUGAGGAGAAGUUCCAGAAAGGACAGAUGGAUGCAUUUGUAAUUGAUGCAGUCAAUCUUGGUAUGGUAGGAGGUAUAUCCGUGGGUAUUGACUCAGAUGACAUUGAUAAGAAAUGGUAUCUUGAUAAAAUAGUAUUGAAAGACAGUAAGGAUGAAGACGCUAAAGUAACAGAGUUCAAAUGUCAGAAGUGGUUUGGAGACAAUGAGACAUUUGUUACCUUCUACCCAGAAGCCAAACUGAAAUGUGUUGUUCAUAGUAGUGAGAAGUCUGAAGGUAACUUGAAUGGUUCUAAAGUCUAUGUUGCUGCAUUUAUGUAUAGUGAAGAUACAGGCUUCACUGUGUCGGAUCAUGUGGUAUUAGACAACGGUCAGGAUGAUAUGUUUUCAGCCAAUAAGGUGGAUGAAUUUGAGGCUAAUUUUGGGGCUAUAAACCUGAUGGAUGUUUACAAGAUCAGAGGCUGGCUGGAUGAUGAUGAUGUACAGCCUAAUGAAGCUGGACAAAAGAAAUGCCCAUCACUACAUUUUAAAUCUAUUUGCAUGAAAUCUGAUGGUCAAGAAUUUAGCUAUGAGGUCAAUAAGUGGUUGUCAAAGACAGAGGACGACUGUGAAACUGUAAGAGAACUGCCAAUAAUAAGGACUCAGCCAGACACACUGCCAGUAUCAUCAUAUCUUAUAACUGUCUUCACGUAUGAAGAUGCUGAAUCAGGUACUGAUGCUGAUAUCUACAUUAAUAUUAUUGGUAGUCUUGGUGACACUGGUAAAAGGUGGCUAUGUAAGCCAAUCAGUGGUGGUGAAAAAUUUGAUCAACCAGGAAAGAAGCAGUAUCCUUUGGGGUCACUACAGAAAAUUACAAUAUUCAAAUCACCAGGUAAAGCAUGGUUUGUUGAUAAACUUGUCAUCAAAGAAGGUCUUGCCGCUGAACAAGAAACUGAAUUUAAAUGUGUUAGAAACCUUGGUUAUGAUAAUCCAGAUGAAACCAUAGAGGAAACAUUUGAUUUGUCAGAAGUAAGGGAGAGUAGUAAGAUUGUUGUUCCUCUUCCUGAGGAACCAACUGAAUCACAGGGAGAAUGGAAAGUUUAUGUGACAACUAAUAAAGAUGAGAAUGCUGGCACUGAAGCCAAAGUGACAUUCAUAGCCUAUGGUACAGAGGGAGUAAUUCUUGGUAACAUUGGCAGGAUUUACAAAAUUCGUCUUCAAAGUGAUAAUAGUGGGAAAAAUCCAUCAUGGUUCCUGGAAAAG
Saccoglossus kowalevskii is the source of this 1587-nucleotide messenger RNA. RefSeq lists its product as uncharacterized. Gene Ontology annotation, molecular function: protein binding. The record is from RefSeq and is a predicted model, not a curated record. NCBI's taxonomy places the organism in Eukaryota, Metazoa, Hemichordata, Enteropneusta, Harrimaniidae.